Molecule: messenger RNA, 1572 nt
Organism: Aspergillus thermomutatus
Lineage: Eukaryota; Fungi; Ascomycota; Eurotiomycetes; Eurotiales; Aspergillaceae
Product: histidine phosphatase family protein
Exons: 3
Coding region: 1-1572 (523 amino acids)
Molecular function (GO): acid phosphatase activity
Source: RefSeq, a predicted model, not a curated record
AUGAAGACCACGGCUGGAGUGCUGGUCGUUGCUGUCAGCAGCCUGGCUGUAGGCGCCAACGCCGCAAAGGAAGCUCCACCGGCGCCCACGGGGAGCAGCUACGCCUCGGGCUUUGACAUGACCCGGAGUUGGGCAAAUCUGAGUCCGUAUGAGGAGGCGGAUGGCUUUGGCGUGCCCAAAGGAUUGCCCCACGGCUGUGAGUUGUCCCAAGUCCAUGUGCUGCAUCGCCAUGCCGAACGCUACCCGACCCCCUAUCCUUUGGACGGGCAAGGGAUGGAGGACUUUGCCGCCAAAUGGAGCAACUACACCAAAGCUCAUCAAAAAGCCUCGGCCACGGGUCCAUUGAGCUUUUUGAAUGACUGGGAAUAUAUCCUGGGCGAGGACACCCUGCUGGAAUCCGGCGCAGCGACCGAGGCCACCUCAGGGGCCAGCUUCUGGAUCAAGUACGGACGGCUACUGUACCGUGCUAACCGUCAUAACGAAGCGGCCUGGAAUGCCUCGUUGAACGUGUAUCCAAACGGCACGGCGCGUCCAAAGCCGGUCUUUCGCACGACCUCCCAGCCGCGGAUUCUGGAGAGUGCUCGAUGGUGGCUCAGUGGAUUCUUUGGCAAUACCGGUGCCAACAGUUCUUAUGACCAAUAUGACCUGGUUGUCAUUCCAGAGAUGUCCAAUUUCAACAACACACUGGCCUCGUACGACUCGUGUCCCGGGGAUAUGACCGAAGGGGAUGAUUCCGCACAGGAAUUCAUUCCCCGGUAUACUGAGCACACCGUCUCCCGUCUGUCCGAGUAUCUGCCCAAGGACUUUAACUUGACGGCUUUUGAUGUGCUAGCGAUGCAGAAUAUCUGCGUCUACGAGUACACCGGCCUUGGGGGUUCCUCAUUCUGCUCACUCUUCACCGAACAAGAGUGGAAGGAUUUUGCCUAUAAUGUCGACGUGCAGUACUACGGGGACUAUGCCUACGGCUCUCCCACAGGCCGUGCCCAGGGCAUCGGCUAUGUCCUUGAACUGGCGGCUCGGUUGCAGGGCAAGCUGAUCUACUCAAGCGACACGAGCAUUAAUUUUACCUAUGACAAUAAUCUGGCCCAAUUUCCGCUCGACCAGCCCUUCUACCUCGACAUGUCGCAUGACGAUAUCAUCCUGUCCGUCAUCACUGCGUUGGGAUUGCGCUAUUUCAGAUACGGACCACAUGGACUGCCCGGGAAUGUCGACCAUGCGCUCAACCGGACUUUUGCCCUGAGCCAGAUGACGCCAUUCGGAGCGCGUCUCAUGUCGGAGGUUUGGACCUGUCCUGGUAAUGUGUCCUUUGACUCGCUGGCCCCGGUGCUAUAUCGUAAUCCCCAGGUCGAGCGCACUGUAGACACGACCAGAUUCAUCCGCUUCGUUCUGAACGGAGCUCCCCUGCCGCUGGAUGGACUGGUGGGCUGUGAACAGUCGCGCCAUGGGUUCUGCCCAGUCGAGGAUUUCUUGAGUGGUGUUCCGACGCUGAAGAAAGAGGCAGAAUAUCAAAAGGCCUGCUUCGGACAUUACCCGACUGGAAGCCAAGUGGGCAAUGGCGCUCCAGAUUCUUGA